CAACAACAACAACAAAACGACUCGUGCCGCAGUGGUCUUCAAAAAUGAUUUGCAUCUGGAAAACUACUCUCCUUCUAUUGCUAAUUGCUACAUUAGCUGACUACGUCGAGCUGCAGCCAACAGGUGAAGUGUCUACAGACCAGGAGAAUGCAGAGCGUCUGUCGUAUCUGGAGUGGUUGCUGAGCAUCAUAAGUCCGGAAGGCAGCAAGCCAGAGGAGCCAGAGGAGCCGCCGGUAGAUCCUUCCAAAUGCGAGCCGUGUAAAUGUGGCUUGGUGAAUAAGAAAGUACGUAUUGUUGGAGGUCACGAGACGCAAGUGAACCAGUAUCCGUGGAUGGCCCAGUUGCUGUACAACAACCGCUUCUACUGUGGCGGAUCGCUCAUCAACUCUAAGUAUCUUCUGACUGCUUCGCAUUGUGUCAAAGGGUUUAACCGAGAGAAAAUUACAGUGCGACUCCUGGACCAUACCCGUGGUGCUAAUAACGAGGCGGAUAUCAUAGAGAGGAGGGUGCAACGCAUUGUGACACAUAGUCGCUAUGAUGGCGCCACUUUCAACAACGACAUUGCCCUGCUUAGGUUCGAUCGCGAGAUAGCGAUUGAGGGCCUCCUACGGCCAGUCUGUCUCCCCGAACUAGGAAGAAGCUUCACUGGGAUGCAAGGUGUGGUGACAGGUUGGGGCGUAACGGUACAGAAUGGUGCCCCAUCCGAUGUUCUGAACGAAGUGACAGUCCCCAUCUUGUCCAACAAGGAAUGUAGGAUGACUCCAUAUGGCAGCAGGAAGAUCACAGACAAUAUGAUGUGCGCUGGUUACCCUCAGGGCAAGAAGGACUCCUGCCAGGGCGACAGUGGGGGACCCCUGCAUGUUGCCAAUGGGACAGCGCACAGCGUUGUUGGAGUGGUGUCUUGGGGUGAAGGGUGUGGCUUGCCCAAUCACCCAGGCGUAUACACCAGGGUGAACCGGUAUAUCACAUGGAACAAAAGAAAUACAAGAGAUGCGUGCUUCUGCCAAUGAAACUUGUGGCGCCAUGCUGCUUAAGCUUCAUCUAGUCUUCUUGAGAUGCUGAACGUUAUAUGCUCGACACCGUCCAACGUACAUAGUUUAUUUAUUGUAAUUUGUUAACUUUAAUGAUUUUUAAAUAAAUCAUAAUAGUAUCACCACACAAAUAUGGAAUUGUAAGAUUCGCCGCUCUCAGCAUAUCCGGCAUUCGUUGUAUGAAUUUGAUUUCUUGGAGAACAGUAAGAGUAAGAGUCAGGAGCAGGGUACUCGGUGUUCGAUUCCUGGCAGGGUAAGGGAUAGCUCUCCUUGCCACCACAUCCAGACCAUUCCUGGGGUCCAUUUAGGUCCUUGUCCAAAUUAUACCCAAAGUGUAAAAUGGUCGAUUAUCUCAUGCACUCUUGAGAUGAAGAAGGCACGGAUCUAAACAGUGAUACCCUCGUGUAUUUUAUGGUGUUAUGUUUAAUUAAUCACAAAACACAACUUUAUUUAUCUUAGCUUUACUUGAAACUGUCCUUGCUUUUUAUUUUCCUCUUUCUUUCCGUGUUAGUCUUAUGACAGCUUCUUAAAAUAAAUAUCACUUCAGCAUCUUUCAAGUUACCAUUCAUUAUGGCCUUGGGACGGGGUUUUUCUGAGGACUUCGGUUUCCCAUGCCAAUCUUUAUUCCACCAAAUUCUCCAGCAUCAUAAUCACCUGGGGCAGGCUACAAUAGGCCAAUCAGUGGCCGCCGUACUUAGUGGACCCAGUCGGAUUCCACCCCACCACUAAGCGAAUUAAAAGAAAAUUACCAUUCACAUCUUAUUCAGCCGCACGAAAGGAACAUUCUAAAAGAAAGGUAUUCAGUAAGCAACCAAAUAUUAGAUUUCGACCAUAAGAACCGACUAUAGUAAGACUGUAAGUAACAUAUGAAUAUAGAAAGGUAAUGCUAUCCCUGUAACGGGUCGUGGAGGCCCAUAGGGCUGUGAGACGUCUAGGCUUACAGAUGUCUUUGAGA
This is a messenger RNA of Cryptotermes secundus, 1986 nucleotides long. RefSeq names its product trypsin-1. The record is from RefSeq and is a predicted model, not a curated record. The transcript is spliced from 7 exons. The coding region runs from base 45 to 1010 and encodes 321 amino acids. Gene Ontology annotation, molecular function: serine-type endopeptidase activity. Lineage: Eukaryota; Metazoa; Arthropoda; Insecta; Blattodea; Kalotermitidae. Gene Ontology annotation, biological process: proteolysis.